AUGACUGAUAUCAUCGCCGGUCAAGCUCUGCCCUGCCUCUCUGUUCCUUCAGAGAAGGAAAAGAAGUAUGAUCGCCAGCUCAGAUUAUGGGCCGCCAGCGGCCAGGCUGCUCUGGAGUCAGCCAAUGUACUGCUGGUCAACUCCGGCUCGGGGACUAUAGGCGUAGAAACACUGAAGAAUCUUGUUCUCCCAGGUAUCGGAAAAUUCACCAUCGCCGACGACACUACCGUGACUGAGGCUGAUCUGGGUGUCAACUUUUUCCUUGACGAGAGCUCACUGGGUAAGUCUCGUGCACAGUGCUGCACCGAGCUACUUCUUGAGCUCAACCCAGAAGUGGAGGGUGAUUGGUAUCCUCGGAACUCGGUGAGCUACCACAGAAUGAACCAUAUCAAGGAGCUCAUGUGCCAACUACAGGAACAGGAAACCCUGGAACUUGGAGAAGUUCUAGGCAGUGACAGCCCUUUCACAAUCAUCCUGUAUGCGCUGCCCAUCAGAACCGAACAUCUCAACGCACUCGAGUCCUACAGCCGAGAACGCAAGACGCCACUCAUCGCCAUCCACUCAGCGGGGUUUUACGCUUACUUUAGGCUACGUCUCCCUGGCGUCUACCCCAUCGUCGACACUCACCCAGAUGCAACUGCCACCACGGACUUGCGUCUUCUGACACCUUGGGAAGAACUGACGGCUUUUGCCGAGAACAUGACCAAGGAUAUCGACGGCCUUGAUAACCACGAGCACGGUCACUUGCCGUUCGUAGUGAUUCUUUUACAUUACCUCAAAAUGUGGAGAUCAACCCAUGCUGACGUGCCGCCCACCAACUAUAAGGAGAAAGUCGAGUUCCGCAAGAUGGUGGCCAACGCUGCCAGGGUCGAUAACGCAGAAGGUGGCGAGGAAAACUUUGAAGAGGCUGUCGCUGCGGUCUUGAAAACCAUCUCGCAGCCAUCCCUGCCCAGUGCUGUAAAGCAGGUGUUUGAGUACCAGCACACUAACGAGUUGGAAUCAACAUCAAGUUUCUGGGUCAUUGCCGCUGCAGUUCGCAGCUUCUACGAGAAGCACAAAUGUCUGCCGCUGCCCGGCGGUCUUCCGGACAUGAAGGCCCAAUCGAGCGUCUACAUCAAGCUACAAAACAUCUACAAGGACAAGGCUCGCAAGGACGCCGCUGAGGUUCUGAGCAUUGUUCGCCAAAACCCUUGUGGCGAAAGCGUUGACCCAGCUGAAGUUGACAUGUUUUGCAAAAAUGCCGCUUUCAUCAAGUUAAUCAUCCCUGCAACUGACGGGGACGGCCAACUAAGAAGCGUAGCUCGUAAGUAUAGCACCGUUGUCUACUUCAGAGGUGCCACAGCUGAACCAUUGACAGAACAGGAAUUUGCCAACGAUGAGCUGGCUAAGGACCCGUCGAUGCCGAUGCCUCUUUCGCUUCUGCCAAUAUAUCUUGCUCUCCACGCAACAUCUCACACAUCUUCGGCCACACCGGAUGCCAUUAUGGCAUCCGUCCAGAAAAUCUUGCCAGAUGCUGAUGGCAACAAACGAGUCAUCGAAGCCGCUCACGAGGUGUCCCGUGCUCGUGGCGGAGAACUUCACAACGUCUCCGCCACGGCAGGCGGCAUGGUGGCCCAGGAGACGAUCAAGAUAAUCACGAAUCAGUACAUCCCAAUAGAGAACACGUGCAUAUUCGACGGCAUUGGGAGCCGGACCCAGGUACUUCGCUUCUAG
This is a messenger RNA of Colletotrichum chrysophilum, 1713 nucleotides long. RefSeq lists its product as uncharacterized. Gene Ontology annotation, molecular function: NEDD8 activating enzyme activity. The transcript is spliced from 3 exons. Lineage: Eukaryota; Fungi; Ascomycota; Sordariomycetes; Glomerellales; Glomerellaceae. The record is from RefSeq and is a predicted model, not a curated record. Gene Ontology annotation, cellular component: cytoplasm. Gene Ontology annotation, biological process: protein neddylation. The coding region runs from base 1 to 1713 and encodes 570 amino acids.